CCCUACGUUACAGGCGGACUCCCCUAGAGAACACACACUUCUUAUAAACAAACAAACAAACAAACCCUUGAAUCCUCUUUCUUCUACACACACACACACACAUCAAUGGCGUCUGCAAGUUUCGUCAAGCUUAACGCAUCUUCUUCACCGUGGAUCGGUCAACGUUCCUUCAAUCAACGUCCAGGAUCUUCCUCCCGAUCAUCCGCCGCUCGCGUCUCCGUCAUCCGUGCCGGAUCUUACUCCGAAGAACUUGUUCAAACCGCUAAAACAAUUGCAUCACCUGGUCGUGGUAUUCUUGCAAUCGAUGAAUCAAACGCAACUUGUGGUAAAAGAUUAGCAUCGAUCGGAUUAGACAACACCGAAGCCAACCGACAAGCUUACAGACAACUUCUAUUGACCACACCUGGCUUGGGUCAAUACAUCUCCGGUUCCAUCCUCUUUGAGGAAACUCUAUUUCAGUCAACUACAGAUGGAAAGAAAAUGGUUGACUGCUUGCGUGAACAGAACAUUGUUCCCGGAAUCAAAGUUGAUAAGGGUUUGGUUCCACUUCCAGGAUCCAACAAUGAAUCUUGGUGCCAAGGGUUAGAUGGGUUGGCUUCUAGAUCAGCUGAGUAUUACAAUCAAGGAGCCCGUUUUGCCAAGUGGCGAACUGUUGUUAGCAUUCCAUGCGGUCCUUCUGCUUUGGCUGUGAAAGAAGCUGCUUGGGGGCUUGCACGUUAUGCUGCUAUUUCUCAGGACAAUGGGUUGGUGCCAAUAGUCGAGCCCGAGAUCCUUCUCGACGGGGACCACUCAAUCGACACAACACUUGAAGUAGCCGAAAGAGUAUGGUCUGAGGUUUUCUAUUACUUAGCAGAAAACAAUGUUAUGUUUGAAGGAAUUUUGCUUAAGCCGAGCAUGGUUACACCAGGGGCUGACCACAAGGAAAAAGCUGACCCUGAGACCAUUGCUAAAUAUACACUCACCAUGCUCAAGAGGCGGGUCCCACCUGCCGUUCCAGGCAUCAUGUUCUUGUCAGGAGGACAAUCUGAAAUGGAAGCUACACUAAACCUACACGCAAUGAACCAAAGCCCAAACCCGUGGCACGUGUCCUUCUCAUAUGCACGGGCACUUCAAAACUCUGUGCUCAAGGCAUGGCAAGGGCGGCCCGAGAACGUUGAAGCAGCCCAGAAAGCACUUUUGACCCGUGCCAAAGCAAACUCACUGGCCCAACUUGGAAAAUACUCCGCCGAAGGUGAAAGUGAUGAUGCCAAGAAAGGAAUGUUCGUUAAGGGCUACACCUACUAAUUGGGUCGGUUCAGUUUCUACGGUUAUGGAACAAAUUUACGUGCUUAGUUCCCAAAUUUGUUCCGACAUAUGUUUGUAAUUUCGGUUUUGGUUGAAUAAUUUGGUCUGUGAAGAUCAUGAGAAUACUAAGGACUGAGCCUUAAAUAUGUGGUGAGGUAUCUUUUAGAGUUGCAUCAUUGUAGGCAUGUUUUGAAUAGAGUUUCUUUUUUUUUUUUUGGUAAUUUAAUUGGAAAUUUUGUUGUUUGGUUUGAAUCUUGUUUACUCCUUAAGUAUGUGAGCUACAUCUCUUUUUUUUGUUUUUUU
Helianthus annuus (common sunflower) is the source of this 1587-nucleotide messenger RNA. Its product is annotated as fructose-bisphosphate aldolase 3, chloroplastic. Gene Ontology annotation, biological process: glycolytic process; fructose 1,6-bisphosphate metabolic process. Lineage: Eukaryota; Viridiplantae; Streptophyta; Magnoliopsida; Asterales; Asteraceae. Gene Ontology annotation, cellular component: cytosol. Bases 106 to 1284 code for a protein of 392 amino acids. The record is from RefSeq and is a predicted model, not a curated record. Gene Ontology annotation, molecular function: fructose-bisphosphate aldolase activity. The transcript has 6 exons.